CGGGCACUGUGAUGCUGCUGGGCCACUGCUGGCCCAGCAUGUCUGUCUCUGGCCCCCUCCCUCGCAGUGUGUCACAACCGCGGAGGCGGCCGUAUCUGGAGCAGUUGGGGUGGGCAGGCCCAGCUGGGAGGCGAGCGGGCGAGGAGAGCGGCCACGAUGCGGGAAUGCAUAUCAGUUCACGUGGGUCAAGCUGGAGUUCAGAUUGGCAAUGCCUGCUGGGAGCUCUUUUGUUUGGAACAUGGCAUCCAGGCAGAUGGAACCUUUGGCACUCAGGCCAGCAAGGUCAACGAUGACGACUCCUUCACCACCUUUUUCAGUGAGACUGGAAAUGGAAAGCAUGUGCCCCGGGCUGUCAUGGUCGACUUGGAACCUACUGUAGUCGAUGAGGUGCGGGCAGGAACCUACCGCCAUCUCUUCCAUCCCGAGCAGCUGAUCACGGGGAAGGAGGAUGCUGCUAACAAUUACGCCCGUGGACACUAUACGGUGGGCAAGGAGAGUAUCGACCUGGUACUGGACCGUAUCCGUAAGCUGACAGAUGCCUGCUCCGGCUUGCAGGGUUUCCUCAUCUUCCAUAGCUUUGGAGGGGGCACAGGCUCUGGCUUCACGUCUCUGCUGAUGGAAAGACUUUCCCUUGACUAUGGCAAGAAGUCCAAGCUAGAAUUUGCCAUCUACCCAGCACCUCAGGUGUCCACAGCAGUGGUGGAGCCCUACAACUCCAUCCUGACGACCCACACCACCUUGGAACACUCAGACUGUGCUUUCAUGGUGGACAAUGAAGCCAUCUAUGACAUCUGCCGCAGGAACCUGGACAUCGAGCGCCCCACCUAUACCAAUCUCAACCGCCUCAUCAGCCAGAUUGUAUCCUCAAUCACUGCCUCUCUCCGCUUUGAUGGAGCCCUCAAUGUGGACCUCACGGAGUUCCAAACCAAUCUGGUACCCUAUCCCAGAAUUCACUUCCCGCUGGUCACUUACGCACCCAUCAUUUCUGCUGAGAAAGCCUACCAUGAGCAGCUGUCUGUGGCAGAGAUCACCAGCUCCUGCUUUGAGCCCAACAGCCAGAUGGUGAAGUGUGACCCACGUCAUGGCAAAUACAUGGCCUGCUGCAUGCUCUAUCGAGGUGAUGUGGUACCCAAGGAUGUCAAUGUUGCCAUUGCUGCCAUCAAGACUAAGAGAACCAUCCAGUUCGUUGACUGGUGUCCCACAGGCUUCAAGGUGGGCAUCAACUACCAGCCACCCACGGUUGUGCCAGGAGGGGACCUGGCUAAAGUCCAGCGAGCUGUCUGCAUGCUGAGCAACACCACAGCAAUUGCAGAGGCCUGGGCCCGUCUUGACCAUAAAUUUGAUCUCAUGUACGCCAAGCGGGCCUUUGUACAUUGGUAUGUUGGAGAGGGAAUGGAGGAAGGAGAGUUUUCGGAGGCCAGGGAGGACCUGGCUGCCCUGGAGAAGGAUUAUGAAGAAGUGGGGACUGAUUCAUUUGAAGAGGAGAAUGAGGGGGAGGAAUUUUAAAUAGACACCUGCCCCAUGACUGUGUCUCUUUGUUUAUGUCACUCUAAGCAUGUUGGGUUCAUCUCCUAGCACUUUAUACAGACAGACAGACAGACAGACAGACAGACAGACCAGCAGCUGUGCCUGCUCACUCCCCGUUUCUCCUCUUAGCACGCUGUGCUUACUAUUCUAUGGGAAAAGGAAACCCCAGAAAGAGAAAGUGACAGGCUGGCCUCUCAGCCCCAGCCCAGUUCCUGUCCUCCACAGAAGGAGGGCUCCUGACUCAAGUACUCAGGCAAUGUGACAGCCACAUGGGUAGUGAGCACACAGGGGACCCUCCCUGGAAUGAGAAUAACUUCAUUCCUAAAGGAUGAGAGCGAAGCUGAACGGGUCACAAGCACAGGGUGGGUGAGGAGGCACACGGGGGAUCUUUAGUCUAGGUAGGUUCGGCUUAUCAGUCCCAGGGCAGGGUCGGCUGGUGGAGGAAUGGGAAAACUCCAGGAAAACCUCUGGAAAUGCCAUGGAGAGAGCAAACAGAAGCUCAUGAAAGCAGAUCUGCAGCACAGCCCUGAGCUCGUCUGGAUCAAUCACAUCCAUUCACCAAGUGUUUGAAUAGCUUCAUCCCUUUCCCCUUCAGGGGUGCAACCCAAGACCCCCACUAGGUGUUGACAGCCACCACGGAGUCCUGACCUUGUUUGUAUGUGUGUGCUUUUCCAUACUUACAUUAUGAAAUAUAAUUUCUAUAUCAGCACAGUGAGAGAUUGACAGGCAUCACCAAUGCAAUAUAACAGUUACAACAAAACACUGCAAUAAAAAUUAUGCAAAGACUUGGGGUGUAGUUCCAUGAUGAGAAGGAGCUCCGCCUGUGUGAAACCCUGGGUUCAUUUUCUAUACUCAGAUAACAGACCCAGAGCAGCAGAUGUGCCUGCUUGCUUCUGUUUUCUCAUCUGAGGAUGCUGUACUCCCUCUUCUGUGGGAAAAGGAAACCACAAGAAACGAAAAGUGAAAAUAGUGGUGCCUACAGUCUGUGCUCUGACAGAGGCACCAUCCUAAGAGCUAGAGUUAGAAAUACGACAGUCCCCUACCUCCCUAAAUGCAUUUCAAAAGAUGAGGCCUCUUUAGAUGGUGUUUAGAGAUUUCAAGCAGCAAUGACAGUAUCUGGAGUGUCUUUGUGGGCUAGUGGGGCCCAGAUAAAAUGAGCCCAGAGAUAAUGGGCAUAGGAAACAGCGGUUUGAAAAGAAGGGACCAAGUGUGGGUCUGACAGCAAGAGUGGAGCUUGCUAGGAGGGUGGGAAGUCAGGCAGGUGCCAGGGUUUGUUUAUCUUCAGAGAGCAUCAUGGAUGCUUAGAUGUCUCCUAAGUGAAACAUAAGCACUUGAAGGCUUGAAGAAGGCUUCCCCUGCACCUCAUCUUUUAUACACACCUUCUCCAGCGCUCUCAACACUCAAGAUGGAAUUUUGGUCAUUCUGUAGAGACCCUGAGGGAUGGAGACUCAAUUGCUAGACAGCAAGGUGGAGUUCAGCUGGGUCCCAACACCAGGCCCCUCUCCGCUGUUUGACUCUUGUGCUUCUGGGUUCCUCAUGAAAUAGCACACAGCAGAAACAUAGCUCCAUUUGCCAAGGAGACGCGGUGCCUCCCUGCAGCCGGCACUCAGGAUUUCAGGAGCGAUGGGAAGACUGUUAUUGUUUAGUUACCCGUGAGACCUCCAGGGUUGAGCCCCGUUAUGUUAUGGGUCCUGUGCAUCAAAUGCACAGCUCUUCAAGUCUGUUCCCAGAAGGGGUCUAGCCAGUUCCUUGGAAGCCCUGACAGAAGCAGAAAAGAUGUGCUGCCAGCUGCCUCCAGGGAGCCUGCUCUCUCGCCCUUUUGUGCAGGAGAGCAUGGUGCUGAAGGAGCAGGGCCAGGUAGGUCUGUUGUCUGUGGAGGCGUCUGGCAAGAAGAGAACACAGAGCGUGCCCUUCACGGAGACGGGCUUUCCACUUUCCAUAGCUGUCUGUGGUAGGGAGUGGUCAGCCACUGUCAGGAAGGGGCAUUUUCUCUACUGACAGAAGCGAGAGAGGGUCGCUGACAGAUUCAUACCAACCUGACCUCCAGUCACAACAGUGAUGCUUCAAAGGUGUGUACAAAGGGAGUGGGGGCUCAGGGGAGUCAGGAACCACCCUUAGGGGCCUUUGACUGAAACUGUCUCUUCUUCCAUCUUCCCUCAUUUGUUUGGGCCCCUGGGUACCUCUAGGCCAGCUCCACUUUUAUGGCCUAGCUCAGGAGGUGGAAGCAGUGUUGUUUUAGAACUGGGGGUUGGUAUCCCCAGUUAUUAGAGGAUGGAUAGGGGAAUAGGAAUCUGCCAUUUCCCAGGGCAGGUAGCUUGUGAGUCUUAGCCUGUCACAGAUCAUCUUGAGGCUUCCUAGGAAGGUGAAGUAGGGGGCUGGAGAGAUGGGUCAGUGCUUAAGAAUACUUCCUGCUCUUUGGAGGACCUGGGUUUGGUUCCCAGUACUCACAUUCGACAGCUCACAGCCUGUAACUCCACUCUAGAGAAGCUUACAUGCUCUUCUGGCACCUGUACACAUAACACCACACAAACACAUACACACACUCACAUACAUAGACACACCAUACACACAUACAUAUACAUAACCCAUAUCACAUACACAUCCACACAACACACCCACCAUAAUGCAUACACCAUAUGCCUACACAUAUACACACCAGAGAUAUACAUACCACACACAUACACAAUACAUAUAUACACACAUCACACACACAUCCAUACCACAUACACCACACAUGCACCAUAUACCACAUUUGCAGUGAGUCUUGAAUUCUCAACAAGAAACACAGGCUUCCAGCCCGUGGGCAGAAGUCAGCCUAGGUUCCAAACUGAAUCUAUGAGGGCAAGGUGGUACAUCCAUUUUCUCUGAACUUGCUGAUUCUGCAAUCAGUUUGAUGAGUCCUUGUAUUGGUCAGGGUUCUCUAGAGGAACAGAAACGUACAGAAUGAAUAUAUUUGGGACUUAUUAGAAUGGCUUACAGUCUGUGUGUGUGUGUGUGUGUGUGUGUGUGUGUGUGUACAUAUAUAUGAAGUUUAUUAGAACGGCUUACAGUCUGUGUGUGUGUGUGUGUGUGUGUGUGUGUGUGUACAUAUAUAUGAAGUUUAUUAGAACGGCUUAUAGGCUGUGUGUGGUCCAGCUAGUCUAACAAUGGCUGUCUACCAAUGGAAAGUCCAAGAAUCCUGUAGCUGUUCUGUCCGCAAGGCUGGAGUCUCAGCUGGUCUUCCGGAUACGCCAGAAUUCCGGAGGAGGAGGCUCCAAUGCCAGUGGAGGAAUGGACUUGCCAGGGAGAGCGAGGGCAAGCAGGCCGAGAGCAAGCUUCCUUCUUCCCUGUCCCUUACAGGCUGCCAGCAGGUGUGGCCCCGAUUAAAGGUGGAUCUUUCUACCUCAAAAGAUCAGGAUUAAAAGUGGGUCUUCCCUGCAGGGUGAUGGUGGCGCACGUCUUUAAUCCCAGCACUCGGGAGGCAGAGACAGGCGGAUCUCUGUGAGUUCGAGGUCAGCCUGGUCUACAGAGCAAGUUCCAGGACAGCCUCCAAAACAAUACAGAGAAACCCUGUCUCAAAAAAAAGUGGGUCUUCCCACUUCAAAUGCUGUAAUUAGCAAAAUAAAACCCCUCACAACUGUACCCAGCCAUGUGGAUUUUCGUUAAUUACAGAUCUAGUGACGAUGACAACCAAGAAUAGGCAGUAGGUCCGCAUAGUCUGACUUGACUGCAGUGGCAGGGGGCGUGGCCUCUCAUGCAAACUAACAGGAUUGGAGCCUCCCUUCUCCUCCCCUCCCUUCCCCUCCUCCCCUCCUCCCCUCCCCUCCUCUCCUCUUCUUUCCUCUUCCCUCCUCUCUCUCCUCUCCCCCUCUUCCCUCUUCUCCUCCCUCCCUCCUUCCCCCUUCUCUCUGUGUUGCAAGACCUAACUCUCCACACUAAGAAAUAACACAAAACAAACUGCCCCAGCACAGUAUCAUAAAUCCAGGAUGGCGGGUAUCUUGAAUUUCUACUUCCAGCCAUUUGGCUCAUGUUUAAAGUGUUGGUUAGAGCAAUUGGAUAAGAAAAACUAGAGAAUAAUCUCUACUGUGAUAUUAUGGACCAUCUGAUAAUACUGUGUAAUCAAUGACAAUCAGAAGGGUUUUGGAAUUUGUGUGUAUUAUUGUUUAUAGAUUCCUGUUUGAAGCUUUGUCUGUAGGACUUAAUAUUAUUUUCUUUUAAUUUCCCAUAUUGGAAAUUUAUGUCUUCUAUUUUUCUUUGUUAGUCAUGCCUGCUGGAGAUUUUUAAAGAGAACAGACCUCCUGUUUUAUUAUUUUCUCACUGUUGUGUAUUUUUUCAAUUUCAUUGACCUAUGUUCAUAUUUUUAAUAUUUAAUAUUAUUUGGUGCUAUAAAGCUCUAGCUAGCUUAGAGCUCACUGUAUAUACCAGGCUGCCCUGGAAGUUGUGGUGAUUCUCCUGCCUCUGCCUCUUGAGUGCUGGAUUUAAAAGCAUAUGGUACAAUGCUUGGCUUAGUUUCUUGUAGUGAAAUCUUAAGUGAUUAAGACUUUAGCUUUUUUCCCCUAAUAUAAACACUUAGUGCUAUACAUUAGUCAUAGUAGUAGCAGCUUUAGCUGUGCCCCAUAAGCUCUGAUGGGCUGGACCUGAUGUGGUCCACCUUAGGAAAUAGUAGGUGCACUUGCAUAGAACGUGUAUUGUGCUGUUGUUGGAUAAGGUGUUCUAUAAGAAUCAUCUAGAUCCUGCUGGCAUUGAGCUCUUCUGUUGUUCUUGCUCAUUUCUGUCUAGCCGUUUGUGUGUCAAUCAUCGAGAUUUCUCCCAGUGGAAAAACUUUUGCCUUAUGUAUUUGGAAUCUAAAUACCCAUCUUGUUGUUUAGGGUUUCUAAGUCUUCUUGGUGGGCUGACCCUAUAUAAUGUCCUUUUCUUUUCUUGCAAUUCCACCACUCUGAAACCUAUUCUUUAUUACAUUAAUGUAACCCACAAUCCUCAUUUGCAUUUGAUGUUUGUGUGGUAAAUCAUUUCCUCCACCUGUGGGGAGAGAUGAAGUCCUUAGUGAAUGUGUGCCUCAGACCCAUGGGAACGGCGAGGCCUUCCCUAGCUUUGAGUACAGAUGUUGACAGUGUGUGUAGAGUACAGACCACAGCUUCCAGUACAGACCGUGGCUUCCUCUCCCAGGUUGGGAUACCGGCAGCCUGAGACUGCUCCCCUAGAGACUGGCUACUAAGGUUAGCUAACCUGCCCCUUCCUUCCUGAUGGAUAUAAUGCCAUCUGAAUGUCCAUCUGAGUGCACCGUCCACUGGAUCCCAGCUUUUCUGCAUGUGUGUCUGUUGUUUCUUCAUUACCUCAAUUAGGUCAAAUCCAAAACUGUGCAGGUCUUGGCACCCGCCUAAAUUACUGCCACUUUCUUGUGACCAAAUACUUGCCAGAAACAAAGAUCUGCUUUGGUGCCUGGUUCUGGAUGAUUUCAGCUCAUGGCAGCAGUAGAAUGUGAUGGAGGUACUUGUCAUCACAGUGGACCAGGAAACAGCAAAUCUACUGCCAGAGGUCAAACUUUAAAUGCCCACUGCUUCUGGCUCCUUUUCCUAAAGGUCCCGCAGCACCCAGAAUAUGAGCUUGUGGAAGCGAUUUCAGAGUCAAACCACAACACAACCUAUAGCAUGUGUGUGUGUGUAUGUGUGUGUGUGUGUGUGUGCACCACAACACAACCUAUAGCGUGUGUGUGUGCACUGUUUUUAACUCUUAGAAACAGUCAUGUAUAUUAAUUAUAAAAAAUACUAGGUUUUAUUGUGACAGUUUUAGACAGGGCUAUAACAACCUUAAUUAUUGCCUUUAUUAUUUCUCCAAGUUUUCUUUCCACUCCCCAGUAGAUAUUUGUGUAAUCUUUAUUUUCUCUAGGAUGUAAACAUGAGAGAAUCCAUGUGAUAUUUGUCUUUGUGAGGAUGUCUUAUUUCGCUUAACAUGAUGAUUUCCAGUUUCAUCCAUUUUCCUGUAAAUGAUGCAUUCACUCUUCAUCAUGGCUAAUACACAACUGUGUACACGUGUCAUGUUGUCUUUAUUCAUUCGUAUGUUGAUGGACACCUAGGCUUAUCCUAUGUCUUGGCUGUUGUGAAUAAUGCUGAAAUAAACAUGGGUAUGGAGAA
Messenger RNA from Mesocricetus auratus (golden hamster), 7637 nucleotides. RefSeq names its product tubulin alpha 8 (gene Tuba8). Gene Ontology annotation, biological process: mitotic cell cycle; microtubule cytoskeleton organization. NCBI's taxonomy places the organism in Eukaryota, Metazoa, Chordata, Mammalia, Rodentia, Cricetidae. Gene Ontology annotation, cellular component: cytoplasm; microtubule. The coding region runs from base 157 to 1506 and encodes 449 amino acids. The record is from RefSeq and is a predicted model, not a curated record. The transcript is spliced from 5 exons. Gene Ontology annotation, molecular function: GTP binding; structural constituent of cytoskeleton.